AUGUCUGACACAAAAAAAAUAUUUCUUGGAUCUAUUGUUUCCUCGUCUUCAUUUAAAGACUUGUCAUUUGCCGGCUAUCUGGCCACUGCGAAUGGAAAGAUUACUAAAUUGGGUUCAAGAGAAGAGUACAAUUCUUUACAACAAUCAGGCGCAUUUGCAGACCACCAAACUAUAACUUUGAAAACAGAUCAGAUACUAAUUCCUGGGUUUGUGGAUUGCCACACUCAUGCCCCCCAGUUCCCUAACUUAGGCAUUGGGCUUGAUAGACCUUUGUUGGAAUGGUUGGAUAAAUAUACUUUCCCGUUAGAAAGUCAGUACAAAGAUGUGGACUUUGCUGCCCAGGUUUACGACAAGGUUGUGCAAAGACUUCUAAUCAAUGGCACCACAACAGCCUGCUAUUUUGGCUCUCUGCAUCUUGAAGGUACAAUUGAGCUGGCGAAGACUGUGCUGAAACAUAAGCAAAGGGCACUGGUGGGCAAAGUCAGCAUGAACCUCAAGAAUGAUGCUGGAUAUUAUAACGAGACUGCUGCUGAAUUGGACCAAGUGGAGAAGUUUGUGCAAAUGAUUUUAUCUUAUAAGAAUGACUUAGUGCAACCAGUAAUAACACCAAGGUUUGCAGUAAGUUGUGAUGAGCCUCUGAUGACUGGUUUGGCAAAGAUAGCCCAGAAGUAUGACUGCAGGAUACAGAGCCACAUAUCUGAGAACCUGAAAGAAAUAGAAUAUGUGUUAGAAAUGUACCCAUCUUGUACAAGUUAUGGAGAAGUAUAUGACAAAAGUCAAAUCCUCAAUAACAAGUGCAUCAUGGCCCACGCGGUCCACCUAACCGAAGCAGAGAUGUCGCUGCUGGCGGCGCGAGGAGUGUCGCUAGCGCACUGCCCCGCAUCCAACACGCGGCUGCGCUCCGGGCUGUGUCCCGUGCGCAAAUACCGCCAGCGAGGGCUGCGCGUGGGCUUGGGGACAGACGUGUCAGGCGGAGACAGCGCGUCGAUACUAGAUGCUGUGCGCAGGAGCAUGGACGUGUCCACGCAUCUGGACCUGCAGGCGGGAGGAGACAACGCCAUUAGCUGGAAGGAAGCGUUUUACUUAGCGACUAUGGGAGGCGCUGAAGCUCUAAACCUGGAUCACAAAAUCGGCAACUUUCAAGUGGGCAAAGAACUCGACGCUCUUCUGGUAGACGUGUACGCCGCCGGCAACAUCGACCGGCACGAGUACACCCUGGACAAGACGGAAGAGGAACGCGUCGCAAGCCUCCUGCAGAAGUUCGUGUAUCUGGCCGACGAUAGAAACAUCUUGCAAGUUUACGUUAAGGGCGAAUUAGUCAAAGAUAUAAGCAAUUGAGUAAGGUUAAAUACGUUGGCAAGUGCGCCUACAGAUAAAAAUAUAUUGAGAAGUCAAUAAGUGGAACUGUUUGUGUUCGGUUGACGCACUGUACCCAGUGAAGAGAAAUUAUAUUAGUAAUAUUAGAUAUAGUUCGUUUUUUUUAGCAUUAGAAAGAACUUGAAAGAAGGUAAGCGAUCAAGACAUGUCUUUUAAUUGAAAAACGCUUUUUAAAAAUCAGUAACUAUUACUUAUGAAAGCAGAAGAAUAUAAAUGAUUGUAUUAGAUUCAUAACUGUUACAUAUUUGCCGUAACUUAUUUUUAAAAUGUGUUUUUCCAUUAAAAGACAUAAAGAUUGUUUACCUUAUUUCUAAUGCUAAAAAAAACGAACUUUAGGUAUGUCGCUGGAAAUUAAUAAAUGCAAUAACUUUAAUUUAUUAUUUUUUAUUCUCGUGUAAUUUCUUUAUAAUUCGUGUAGAAAAUGUGCAAAUAAUGUGACAAUAACAACUGAAAUUAAUAAGCGAAAUACCAUAUUGAAUACUAUCAAGAAUCAAUAUUAAAUUGGAUUCCAUUUAAUUUCAGAAAUACAUUUUAUAAUGUCAAAGAAAGUUAAUGAAUUUCCGUUACGUUUAGUAGUAAAAAUAUUAUAUAGAAAUGCUUUUAUAGUAACA
Messenger RNA from Cydia splendana, 1988 nucleotides. Its product is annotated as guanine deaminase. Gene Ontology annotation, cellular component: cytosol. Gene Ontology annotation, biological process: guanine catabolic process. Gene Ontology annotation, molecular function: zinc ion binding; guanine deaminase activity. The record is from RefSeq and is a predicted model, not a curated record. Bases 1 to 1338 code for a protein of 445 amino acids. The transcript has 8 exons. Lineage: Eukaryota; Metazoa; Arthropoda; Insecta; Lepidoptera; Tortricidae.